Molecule: messenger RNA, 1566 nt
Organism: Chaetomium globosum CBS 148.51
Lineage: Eukaryota; Fungi; Ascomycota; Sordariomycetes; Sordariales; Chaetomiaceae
Exons: 2
Coding region: 1-1566 (521 amino acids)
Molecular function (GO): protein binding
Source: RefSeq, a predicted model, not a curated record
AUGGACUCUUCCCCAUCAACAGGUAGCAGGGCUCUGGAGCCUACGCUGCCCACCACAGCCGGCGUCAAGCGUCCUGCUCCUUCACUCCUGCCGGCAUUCGAGCCCUUGUCUUCUUCACCGGGCUUGCCUCGACCCGCGAAGAGGCACGCAAACUCCAAUGCCUUCCUCAAAUACCCGACGCCAGUUGCAACCUCGAGCACCGGGAUCCUCUCGUCGAGCCCCCCGCGGCUUGGGUCACGCCCCGCCCUCCAACGCACGCUGUCAACAUUAUCCGAGCGCGCCCCUCUGUCCAGCGUCCCGUCGGUGCAGCUCAACGAGAACGGCGAGACGGUCCUGAUGGGUCGGUCCAGCAGCUCUUCCCAUUAUCAGCUCUCGGCGAACCGUCUGAUCAGCAGGGUACACGUCAAGGCGCGAUAUAUCGCGGCAACCAACCCGCUCGAGCCCAACAAGAUCGAGAUCAUCUGCAAUGGUUGGAACGGGUUGAAGUUGCACUGCCAGGGGCAGAUGUGGGAAUUGGCCAAGGGCGACUCGUUCACGUCCGAGACGGAGGGCGCCGAGCUGAUGGUCAACGUUCAGGAUGCCAGGGUGUUCGUACGGUGGCCGCGUCGGGAUAAGGACCAGGACGCGCUGGGCCAUCUGAGCGAUUCAACCUGGGACGAGUCCCCGCGUCCGAGGGUUGCGAGGGCAGGCUCGGAGCUUCACGGCAGCCCGUUAAGGCGGACGACGCGUCUCACGAGUCCGGAGUCACCCACACCGGCCGGUGUCUCGACCUCCAAUGCAAGCCUGGACAGCUUGAUGCCGCGUGGUGUCGAAGAUGACGACGCUCCGGUGGAGAUUUAUGAGGAUGCGAGCGCGGACGAGAAAUCGCCCGAGCUGCCCAAGGCCCAAGCGGCGGCUGCUGCAAGCUUCAUGACCAAUGUGACCGAGAGCUUCUCCAGCGACCUCAGCGACCCGCAGUCUGACGGGGAAAACGACCUCAACGAGAACGACCCGAUUCUCCACUCGUUCGGUCCAUUCGGCCCCAAUAUCUCUAGCCGUCUCGCGUCUUUCGCAACCAUCACACCGAGAAAGAUGGCCGGUUCCCGCAACCCGUUGGCCGGCGUCCUCGAGUCUUCACCCCUCCCUGCGCCCUCCCCGCUAGGGCCUGCAGACGGGAACUCGGCAACCAACGCCCAUCCCGAGCCGACCUCGGCCUCGCUCGCCAACCUGAGCCCCGAGGCAAAGUCCACCAUCACCAACCACAUGGUCAACCAGUUGGCCUUCUCACGCCUGUCGUCGACCCCGCUGUCGACCAUCAUGAACAACCUGCCGGCCGAGGAGCGGAAGCUGGUGAACAAGGACCAGCUGCGCGUCAUCAUCGAGUCGACUCCUUGCCUGGGCAUCAUCCGGCGGCAGGGCAAAGACGCGGCGGGCAAGCCGCUUGAGAGCGAGUAUUACUACACGCCGGAGCUCGAUACCGACGAGCAUCGGAGGUUGGCCGUGACCGACGGGCUGCGGAAGCCGAGUUUGAGGAAUUGUCGGAAGCAGCACAAGCAAUAUUAUUGGAAGCGCCCCAAGACCCCUUGA